Messenger RNA from Eurytemora carolleeae, 5368 nucleotides. RefSeq names its product maestro heat-like repeat-containing protein family member 1 (gene c11.1). Bases 86 to 5101 code for a protein of 1671 amino acids. Gene Ontology annotation, cellular component: cytoplasm. Lineage: Eukaryota; Metazoa; Arthropoda; Copepoda; Calanoida; Temoridae. The record is from RefSeq and is a predicted model, not a curated record. The transcript is spliced from 54 exons.
GUAGUCUUAAUUAGAAACCUUUUCACGUUUAUAAUUUCAGAUAAAAUUAUGAUUUAUAUUUGUUGUUUGUCCAGUUAACAAGAAGAUGAGUAGAACGUCCUCUCCUAAAGGGUCCGAGGCCUCCUCUGAGGAUGGAAUCAAUCCCGACCUCAAAAUCAAGACAGUUAUCCAUUCCCUACUGGAGACGUGUAGAGCAGACGAACAGGAAGUACGACAGGCUGCCUCACAUUCACUUUCUCUUGUUGGCCGUCAUUAUCCUUUGUUGGUACUCCAGGAAUGGUUCUCUGAAUACUCGAAGGAAAAACAAACUCUUUCUCCCUCAUCGCCAAUCAGUGGGCGUCGACCAUCUGUAUCACCGAGUCAGGUUCAGCCGUUUGGUCGGCUCACCAGCGCCCUUCAGCCGGUCAUCACUGUACUGGUUAAACACAGCAGUCUGGAUCCUGGUGAUGUUCGUCAUCGUGCAAUCCUUGGACAGAUAAUGGCUGUUGUUGUUGAUGAAAUGUUACGGGGUUCAGCUAAAGGUUCACAUCUGGACAGUAUCUUAGUGGAUCUGGGUGGAACGUACAUGGAUAAGGUUAUGGAUGUACUUCUUGUUCAUUUUCAGCCAAAUAAUACAGGUAGUUUAAUAAACCCCCUAGUGGUUGAGUGUCUAGCUAGUCUAGCCUACAGGCAUCCUACACAGUGUGUUCCAUUCCUCAAAGCUAUUCUCUCAACUACAGCGCAUGUCAUGAAGAGUACUAAACUCCCUGAAGUAGCACUGAGAACUGAAAUAUGUAAAGCUAUUUGCAGAUUUUCGGAAGCUAUUCUCGAUUAUGUUUCGAACAUUAAUGAGAUGCCUGAUACCUCUGUUACGACAGCUCAUUUCCAAACUGAAGGUGAUACAAUAUAUGAUACACUCUACACAACCUGGUUAUCAACAGCUAAAGAAACCAAGAUGAAGACACUGAUUCUGGAAAGUAUGGCUGCGUGUACUCCAUUCCUGUCCCGUGACAAUGUACUUGAUCACGGUGUUACUAUGAUACUGGCUCUUCUAGCUCUCUACAAACGGUUGGGAAGCGUCGCUAAUUUAGAGAUUACUGUGUGUGCCUCUCAGUUGAUAGAUAUGAUGACGUCAGCAUCUCCUGCUGUUCUAGAGACCAUCCUUGAUCCUAUACUUCAAGCUAUGUUUAUCCAGGUUUGUAUACCUGCAGACUAUACAAGUCAUUCUAUCCUGAAGAACCAUCAUGAAGCCAUCAGAAGCUUUGAUACUCUCAUGAAGUACUAUCCAGAGAAAGUUGUAUCAGGUUUACUGUUGAAGUUUGAUAACUCUGACGAUAAAUCCCGAGUAGGAGCUUUAACCGUGGUCAAGCACAUACUCAACCUUCCCACCAAAACCCUGAACUACAGGUUGGAUGAGAUCACCAGAGCCAUCCAUCAGAACCUAGGAGAACAGAACAGUAGUGUACGAAGACUGAUUGCUCAAAUAAUUGUUGUUCUGGGAGAUCAUGGUUGUCUUUCAGGAGAGUCUGGAAAAGAUUUCAUAGAUUUUAUCGUAAAAAUGUGCGAAGAAGGAGAUAGGGGUACCGAGUUCAGCAGUACUGCUCCUGAACCUUUAGCUAUUAUGGGGGAUAAUAUACUGCAGCUACUCACUAAUUCAGUAGUUGGAGUUGAGCCUGUUCUGUGGCCGUAUUUACUAGAGUAUUUAAUGCAGGACACGUCAACGCUUGCUGUUUCUGCUGUAUCAAAAUCCUUGGCUGUUUUAUCAAUCAAGAAACAAGCUGCAGAGGAUCCUGAGUUUAGCGUAAAGUUUGAGAACUUGCAGUACUGUACAAGUCCUGUAGUUCUCUUCUCUAGACUCCUCGUGUUAGCAUCUAAUCCCCAGGUUAAUGGGCGCGGGAUUAAUAUCCUCAAAUUCUUGAAAAGUUUUGCUCCAAAUAUUCACUUCGGAUUGAAAGAACUCUGGGAUUCAAGGUUUCCCCUUCUCCUGCACUACCUGGAUCAACAUGAACCUGUAGACCUUCAUCAAUGGCACAACUGGUUGCUAGAUCUACUCACAGACUCUCUGGUCAAAAUGGAGGACCAGGACUGGUGUAUGAAGAUGGGGAACUGUUUGGUUCAUCAGUUCAACAUGUACGAGAACUCCUCUAUUGAGAAAUCGUUUGCAAUCAAGUCUGUAGGGAAGGUUCUGGUUCAAAUACAGAGUAACGAGGUGAUCCUGAACCAUUUAUCCUCAUUAUUCCUGGCAGCUCUAGAGCCCGGGGUCCAGGAGGAGAGCUGUGGUAUUGCCUUCGGGUCCACUGCCAGUACUCAUCUUAACCUUGUCAUGGAUAAAUUGGACACACUUUACAAAUCCCAGGUUAAAAAGAAGUCAACAACAUUCUUCGGUUUAUUACGAGAUAAAGCUGGUGAACAAACGCAGUCAAGGAGUUUAGCAAUAAUCCUGCACAGUGUGGGACAAGCGGCCAAGAAUGCACCAACCCCAGAGCUGGAACGGUUUGCUGAGAAGAUGAUCAAAGAUUUCCUUGCUCCUGCUCUCUUUACCUGCAGAGAGUCCGAGAAAAUACAGGAGUCGGUGCUGGCCUCUGUUUCUGAGGUUGCUACCGCCUUUCAUAGCGUUCACAAGCACAACCCGUAUUUCGUGAUGCCACAGCAAGAGGAGAUCCUCAGCUCUGUCAUUGCAGUACUUCAGGAUAACUUGAUAUCCCUGAAAUCUAAGCAAAUGGCCCUGAUUGCGAUUACAAAUCUGAUUCAGCUCCCACCGGUCAUCAGUCAAUUAACUAGGUGUUCUCUACUGAAGGCAAGCUUUAACACACUAUUCAACAGUUUUCUUGAGGCGGACUGUUUUAAACAUGAAGAUUAUAAGGUAGCUAGUGAGUUAGAGAAAAAGUUAACCAGCAUAGCAGACAGUCUUCACAUUCUUAUUCAGAAACUUCUGAAACAGGAUAUGGAACAGUCCACAGUUGAUGAGAUAUUUACAAUGCUUGAGACAUGGCUCCGUUUAGACCAACCUUUAUCUAGGGAGCUGUCUGUCAACAUUCUUCAGGGUGCUUUGGAUGUGUACGCUAAGAAUGUAAAAUUAGGCGUAGGAUCUCCAACCAACUUUACCCCUGGACCGUAUAUGAUUGGAGCUAUGGUGGCUAGAUGCCAUGAUCCCUCACUAACUGUGAGGAGAACAGCUUUGGCGUGUCUUCAGACCCUUCUACGUAUCCUUGGUGUUUACGAGGGUUUGUCUCCUGAGACCGUAGAAAACUCAUUGGAACAGUUGAACACUAUGAAUGUCAGAUGCAACAACCUGGAGAUGACCGGAAAGAUUGACCGCGGUGCAAUCAGUGAUGCGCUGGUCAACGUGCUUAACGAGCGUAUUCAACAUAAUCACAUUCUGACGCUUCUAGACAGUUUGGUUGAUGGGUUGCUUGAUUCUCAGUUGACCAGUGUUUCUGGUUGUAUCUCAGUAUUCGAGGGACUAGUAAGUGUACGGGGUAGUGAGGUGUUCCAAAAUGUUCCUGGUUUGGCGAGCAAGCUGCACUUCAAGAUGACAAUGAUGGCGGUGGAUGAGACGAGUGAUCUCAUGGCUAAGGUUGCAGUCAAUAUUAGAUAUCUGGCCGUGCACAACUGCCGUGGUGUGGUUUCUAGUCUACUGCGCGCAGAAAUGCCGUUCGAUCAGUCGGCUAAACUUAUCUGGACUUCGCUUACAGAAGGUAUAAAGCUGAGCACUGAUGUACUGGACCUGUUGUUGGAGACAAGUGGUGAUCAUCCUGUUCGGCAAACUGUACAUGGAACCUACCUAGCUGAACCAUUAGCUGUUUCCAGUAUCUCAGCAUUAACAAUAAUGCUGGACUCUCACAAGUUAGAAGUAAUCUGCAGAGAGGAGUUUGGUAAAAUAUUCAGCCAUCUUAUCGUAGUGUCAUCACAUUUUGUAAACGCCAGAUUUGAGAGAAAAAGAUCUGAUGCAGGGGUAGUAUCUACUAUAUCCCCAUUCAUUAUAGCUCUAGAGGCACUUAGGAGUUUGUUUUCUUCAAUAAAUUGUUUGGUUGUAUCUCAUAGUAUAACAGCUGAUCAAACACAUGCAGAUUUACAAACACUCAGGGCUGUGUUAGGACGUAUGGUUCGCUCUGUUGUAAUCCAUGCUCCACAUCUUCUCCAACUGAUGGUUUCAUCUCUCCUCCCCUUCAGUUAUGGUUCCAGCCCUGAUUGUGUCCGUGAGGCCAGUAUAUCCGUCCUACGUUGUAUAUCCCUGGAGAAAGCAGGAGGAGAUAUGGUUCUUCUUUCCUCUGUUAUCUCAGCUCUUCUCAAGGGUAUUUCAGACCCUGCUGGUAAGGUUCGUGAACUAGUUCUAGAAGGUCUGGUUGGAGUAGAACACUGCACUGUGGCAGAUAUUGAUACAUUAGCAGAGGCUUUGGUUGCUGGAUAUGUGCAGGGAAUAGAGGACGAAAAAUCUUCAGAUGUAGCACUUGUUGCUCUAAAAGGAUUGUGUCGUAUCCUACCUGUUCUACCGGCGCACUACGUUCAUAAUUCAAUAGAUCUGAUCAGUCUUAAGGUUCGGCCAUAUUUCGAAAUGGCUGGAAAUGAACAUAGAGCAGCUGCUGUACAACUGUACAAAACAUUGGCUAAGUUUGCUGAGGGAAGUUUUAGGACAAUUUAUCUUGAUCAUUGUCAAUCCAUUCUAGGUCCUGUUCUGCUGUACAGUACUUCCUCGCACAAGGAGACAAGUAAAGCGUGCCUAGCCACACUGGAGGUUAUACUAGAGGCUGCUAAGGAACCUGACCUCGCUUAUCAAAUAAAUAGCUUCAAUAUAAUCAAGGGGUUUGAUCAGCUGAUGGAUAAAAUUAUUGGAUGUUCAAGUACUGAAAUUAACAGUAUGCUUGAAAGCUUGAUAGGACAGUGUCUUGGAUAUUUCAGAAGUAGCAAUCCUAAUCUCAGGAGAAACGCUGUAAUUCUGCUAAGCAAGGUUCUUUGUAAGCCUGGUCUUAUUCCUGGAGAUAAGGAUGGAUUCGAUGAGGAGCUGAUAACAGGAGUUUUAGGAGGAACACUAGAUCUACUCAAGGAUCCGGAUAUUGAGGUUCGUAAGACUGCUGCGCUGUAUAUUGGAGACCUGGUUACUUUGCAGGCAAACCAGUCCUAAAUACCAGCACCUGAAUAUCAUGAUCUUCCGAUAUAACAUGAUUUUGCAUAAUUCAAUCAUGAUGCCAGUCAUACCUUCCUAUACUGCACAAUUAAAGUUUAUUAUUAGUUUAAGUUAAUGAAAUUUCUCCGUUCAGAAUGUUUUCUUUUUUUGGCGGGAUAUUAUCCAGAAGGAAACAAAUGUUUAUUUAAGGGCCUAUGCUUUUCCGUCCGAACAAUCGAUUUAAACGUUUAAUCUCUUUAUUUUAAAUACGUAAAACAUAAACAU